This is a messenger RNA of Cyprinodon tularosa, 2950 nucleotides long. RefSeq names its product Bardet-Biedl syndrome 10 (gene bbs10). Lineage: Eukaryota; Metazoa; Chordata; Actinopteri; Cyprinodontiformes; Cyprinodontidae. Gene Ontology annotation, molecular function: ATP binding. The record is from RefSeq and is a predicted model, not a curated record. The coding region runs from base 309 to 2252 and encodes 647 amino acids. Gene Ontology annotation, biological process: chaperone-mediated protein complex assembly. The transcript has 4 exons.
ACAUCUUAAGUCUCCACUGCCAUGAAUAAUAUCUGCUUAUUCAUCCUGAUUUGUCUCAUUAAGGUGAUAUUCAACUCCAUCCAGAGUAAUGCCCGCGAGUUUCCUUUCUAAGUUGGCAGCAGAUCAAAUGUCUGGGAGGAAGACCCAGUUCCUCUAAUUAAAUCAUGUCCUACAAACCAUCCUCAGCCCAACUCACUUUAUAUCUGCUUUGUUUUCAUCUGAGCUGUAUCCAGCGCGGUACACUUUCAGCGUCUCUGGAUGAAAUCCCUACAUGCUGAGCUGUAUCUAAAGGGUCUGCUGAUUUUAAGAUGCCGGAGUCGGGGGACCUCCACCUGAAACAUGUCCUACAGUCAGUGUGUGCCCUAGAGUCCGUCAUCCUUCGCAGUUUUGGCCCUGAAGGAGGACAGGUGCUGUUCACCCGUGACACAGGACAGUUGAUGUUGAGCCGCAGCGGAAAACGCAUCCUCACUGCUCUACAUCUGGAGCAUCCACUGGCCAGGAUGGUGGUGGAUUGCGUCUGGAAACACAGCACAGCAACCGGUGAUGGAUCUAAAACCUUUGUUCUAAUCCUUGCAUCACUGCUGCGUUUGAUUCAGGCUGCAGCCACUAAGGGAGCCCAUACAUCUCAUUCUUAUACCUCCACAGAAAUGGCAGAAGCUGCCACUGCCAGACACUUGGCUGACAGACUGCUGGAAUUUGCGUUGACUGAGUUGGAAGCACUCAUUGCAGUCAAUGUGUUGCCACAUGGAUUCUGUAUUUCAUUAGAGGAAGUUACAGAGAAAUCGCAACAUAAUAGGAGUUUUCAAACCCUUCUUUUAUCAUUUUUUCAUACACGCCUCGGUAGUGUGUAUUGUGACUUUUUCAGGGACCUCACGUGUGAAAUGCUCAGUCACUGGAGGGUAAAAGAUCCCCGUCAUUCAUUCUCCAUUCAGUUUUUAAACAACAAUUUCCCAGCACUACAUACCCAAGUAUCAGGCUUCCCAGUUGGCUCCUCCCAUUUGAUAGAGGGGCAGGUGAUUCACAGAGACUUUGCUACACCUUGCCCUCCAGUGAAAAAGCAACUUUUCAAAGCUGUGGUUUUCACUGGAUACCUGCAGCCAAAAGUCCUCGCUGCAGGUGAAGUGCUUGAACUGGGCUGUGGAGACAUGGUGACAAAGGACAGCAGCAUUGUGCACUUUAGUUCCUGGACAGAGGGGUCACUGAAGAGCAUAAUUGCUUCUCUGCAGAGUUUUGGCGUCUCUGUCCUUUUGUGUGCGCUGAAACAGUCCCCUGCUGCCCUGGCUUUAGCAACACAGUCAGGGAUGUGCAUUGUGGAGUGUGUCAGUGAAGAGGAACUGUCUCUUUUUGCCCAACUCAGUGGGGUUACACCUGUCUCAGACUGCUGGGGGAUUCAACCAGAGCACAUCACAACCCUGACUUUCUGUAAACCUUUACAGCUUGGAGCCCACAGAUAUGUUCAUUUGGACUUCCAGGACUCUGAAGAAAGGCUCAACGUCAAACCUUGCAGCCUGGUGAUUUGUGCUCCAGGGGAGGGGCAAACGGAUCAGUAUGCAUGUGCAUUUCAAGAUGUGUUUCGAAUGCUACUGACAGCAUGGCCGCCCAGACGCGAGACUUACACCACAGGUUGUCAGAGAACCUUUCCAUCCAAUAGUUGCACAUCUUUACAUUCAGACGCUAUAAGUGCUGGAACUGCAUACACAUUGUGCAGUGUGCAUCCCAGUCAGAAGUGUGUGAUAGAGCCAGGUUUUGUAAUAUCUGCAGGUGGGACGUUUGAGUUUCUGCUGAACCAUGCCCUUCAUCAAUAUGACCGCAGUUGCUCGGUUUCUGUUAACACAAGUGUAGUUGUUCCAGUUGCCCAGCUCUUGGCAGAAGCACUGUUGAGUGUGCCUCGGCUGAUUUACUCUCACAAUCUAAAACGUUUCCUGCAGGAACAAACCAGGGUCAUGGCUUUAAUUCCAAAACAAUCCCACACCCUCAGUGCAAGCCUCAGACAGACUGAAGGUCCUCCUGAAGAUGGUAAACUAAGCCUACACUCUUGUGAAAAGGGUAACAUGGCAUUGAAACUUUUGGACUCAGGCCUUGAAUCUGUCUCUUGUAAGUAUCAUCUGGUUCUGGCUGUGCUGCAGUGUCUCACAAGUCUCCUCCGAGUGAACAAGGAGCUACGGAUACACACAACUUUACACAGAAAAUCCUUUAAACUCCUGAGCACCUGUUCAGAGAGUACAGAAGACGAAGAAGAAGCGUUGCUCUAGGAGGAAACUUGAACAUUUUCACUCCAGAAAUAGACUUUAAACAUCAUAGAUGAUAGUCCGUCUUUUUUAUCUGUUUUUCUUUAUGUUUUAAUACAGUGUUGUCAGACUAUAAUGCUUUUGAUAUACAUAGCACAUUUGAAUUACAGUAAAUAAAAAAGUAUUUUUUGUAGCCUUAAUUAGUGAUAAAUUCACUAAAGCAAAGUUUGGCCAGAAAAAUAAAUGAAAGUUCAUAUUGUAGUGCUGCAACGACAUGCUGAAAUUGAUUUAGUUCAUACCAAAAUGUAAACAACAAAAUAGAUAUAGAAUUGGUAGAUAAUUUACUUUGUUUCUACACUUUGUUUUAAGUGUCGAGCUGUACACUGAAAUAUUAAAUGUUAAUUCAUGAAAUCUUGUCCAAUGACAUUAUCUUGCAGUGUGGAUACAUAAGUUGACUUGUUUUAAAUACCUUUGCCCUUACAUUUAGUAUUUCUUCCUUGUUUUUAGACACAAUUUUGCUGUAAAAGUAAUAAAUUCUGCCAUAUUUCACUGUUCCUUUUUUUUCUUUUGUCACAAUCAGUUGCUUUACAGUUCGAGGAUUAUAAUAUUAAAGAUAACCAUAAUAGAUAUAAACUAAUUUCCUGCUAAUCCCUGGUUGUACAAAACAUGGUAACAUCAUCUGUUGUUUGUUAUAACUGAGAAUAAAUCUUCUCUUUUGGAAA